AUGAAUAACAACGGAAACUUCAAUAAUAAUCAACCUGCGGCACUAAUGUCAUAUCCAUUCCCAAUGCAAAAUCCUCCCCGGCAUACAACAUACGUUGAACCACCAUUUAUUAAUCAAUCGCCUCAACAUUACCCAACACAUAUGCCUCAUUAUUAUCAUCCCCGAGUACCAAUGCAAACACCUCCUAAACCGGAAAAACGCAAACAAGAAAUUCUUACAUGUGAUACAUGUGGGAUUGAGGUGAACUCUCAACAAAUGAUGGAAGCACAUAUCCGUGGUCAGAAGCAUAUCAAGAAAAUGAAACUAAAAGCAGUAUCGGGCACAAAUACACCCACCAACGAAACAGUUGCUAAUAAUAAUGUUGAGCAACAAAAUCCUAUGUCAGCUUCACCAACGGUUGCUAAACCAGCAGAUGCAACGUCACAAAACGAACCGAAUCUACCUGUUACUACUCCUGUCGUUAAACCGACACCGUCGGGCGACAAGAGUGCCUUACAAUUGAUGAACGAACUAGCAAAACAUAACAAGGUGGAUAUCAAAUAUGAUUUAGUUAAAGAAACUGGUCCGGCGCAUUGUAAACAAUUCGAAGUACAAUUAACAGUUGGUAGUGAGAUCUAUCAUGGCCAGGGAACUAGUAUCAAACGAGCACAACAUGAUGGUAUGCUGAAUGAGCCUAAUUGUCUCACUUUAAUUUCUAUGAAAAUAUAUCAUUUAGCUGCUGAACAAGCAUUAGUCGUAACGGCCUUACGAAAACCCGAUUCAAAUCAACGUGGUUCAUAUGCGAGUCGACUGACUCGUGGAGGAAAUGCUCCUCAAGGGAUGUAUUCAAAUGUUCGUCAUCAAUAUCCAUCUCAACCACAAAUACCACAACAACAAACCAUACGGCAGAAAACGUACAUGCCAACCGAACAGCAGACACAUGACAAUAACCAGCGAUCGUUAUUAAACUUUAUUGAAAGUAAAUGCGCAGAAAUCAGUGAAAACGAACACACAAUAUCAACACUACAACGCUUAGUUGAAGAUGUUGAACGCGCAUUAAAAACUGUAUCAGAUAAAAUAACUGAGCAGAGUAAGAGAAAUAAUACACCUGUUAUACCAAAACUUCCAGAUAAUGUUAAACUGAACAACGUGGAACAAAAUUAUGAGGAUUCAGCAGAAUCAUUUCGGAUGUUGAAAGGUGCAAUGAAAGUGUCUAUAUUAGCUAUGCGUUUGUUUCUUCAAACUGACUACGAAUAUGCCUUAGUGCUUAUAUGUGCUAAUAAACCAACGAAAUCCUUACUUAAUGAAAUAUGUGAAGAAUUAACAAUCGGUUUGAACGCGCAAGCUAUCGCAGCACUCCAAUUAGACUCCAAUGAUGAACAAUCCAAACCAGUUACCUACAAAAUCGAAGCACAUGUUGAUGACGCAUGCUUGACAGUUCAAUGUAGUCUUUUGCCUAAACAUACCAUCCGAGUCUUAUUAACGUCGCCCGUCUUUCGUAGUGAAAAUUUUCUUAAUCUCGAUGAGAAUACACGUCAACAAAUAUCCGCAUUAAAUCCAGACCCAACCGACAUGUUAGAUAAGGAUAAAUGUUUACAAGCAGCUGCAGAAAUACGCCAUUCCAAUUGGUUUACACAUUGUAUGCUCGAAAAUAAUUUCAAUUCGACUGUUCUUCGUAUUCUACGUAGCUUACAACAAAAUCAAACACCACUAUCACAUUUGAGUCUCUGGAGUCUUGCUUUACUUGUUCAUAAAUGUCAAAAUCAACCAGCAACUUCAGCUGCAAGUCUCUUUCGCUCAGUUUUUACUUGUAUAAGUAGCGGCGUACUCCUACCAAAUCAAGCUGGUCUAGGUAUUAUCGAUCCUUGUGAAAAAGAGCCAACUGAUGCUGCCGCUUCCCUAACGAUGGAUCAACGUUUAAACAUUACAAGCUAUGCUCAGCAUGUUUUACGUCUAAUUGCUUUUGAAAAAUAUGAAAAGAUCUUUCAAUCUGAAGCGUCAUAUCAGACUGAGUUAUCAACAUCACAAAAUGACAAAAUAGAUUAA
This is a messenger RNA of Adineta ricciae, 2025 nucleotides long. Lineage: Eukaryota; Metazoa; Rotifera; Eurotatoria; Adinetida; Adinetidae. The record is from the annotation of a GenBank genome assembly.